Molecule: messenger RNA, 963 nt
Organism: Ctenocephalides felis (cat flea)
Lineage: Eukaryota; Metazoa; Arthropoda; Insecta; Siphonaptera; Pulicidae
Product: THO complex subunit 6-like
Exons: 1
Coding region: 1-963 (320 amino acids)
Biological process (GO): mRNA export from nucleus
Cellular component (GO): transcription export complex; THO complex
Molecular function (GO): protein binding
Source: RefSeq, a predicted model, not a curated record
AUGGCCAAUAAAUUGUUGUACAACACAGUACUUAGUCAAUGUUUUUCGAACUGUGGAAGAUAUCUAGUUGCUGGUAAUUGUUAUGGUGAUAUCUCCAUAUUCGAUUUGAAAGAAAUAUUAAAACCAGCAUCUGCCAGUCGAAAGCCAGUCCGUAAUUUUUCGGCAAGUACUAAAUUCCCUAUUUGGAGCAUGGUUAUAACAAACACUUUUCUAGUCGCAGGCUCUGUGAAUGAAAUAUUUGGGUGGAAUUUUGAAACCCUCAUGGCAUCAAAUGACUCAAAACCAGCUUGGACGAUUAGAAUACCAUCAAAUCGGAAUAAUGUAAGCACAGAUGUUAAUACACUAUGGUAUGACUCUGUUAAUAAAAGAGUUCUUGCUGGGUGUAGUGAUGGAAUAAUUUACAUGUACGUGCUGGAAAGUUGCUCAUUAGUUCGAAAAUUUGAAGGACACAAAGAUUACGUACUCUGGAUUGAUGGAGACACAUCUCGGAUUGCAUCGGCUAGCGAGGAUGGUACGGUUAAAAUGUGGGACUUGAAUCUGGAAAGAUUCACAAAUGAAUUGGUUCCGUAUAAAGAAGAAAAACUCCAAAGACCAAAUAUAGGAAAAUGGAUAGGUUGUGUUAAAUUUAAUCAAACUUGGCUGCUGUGUGGCGGUGGACCAAAAUUGUCCCUCUGGCAUUUAAGAUCUUUAGAGAUGGUAACGGUAUAUGAUUUACCAAAUUGUGGAAUACAUGUCACGAGUUUCGUUGAUGAUCAUAUAUUAGCCGCUGGUGCUUCAGGACAUGUAUACCAAAUGGCAUAUGAUGGAACGCUUAUAAGUGAUAUUACAGCAACACCAACAGCAGUAUAUAGUGUGGUGCAUAGAAAUAUGCCAAAUAAAGUAAUAUCCAUUGCGGGAUCUAGUAAUAUCCUAGACAUAUCAACUAGUUACUUUUAUAAAGAUGUAGAAAUAGCUUUCAAAUGA